UACAAUCAGGUCUGUUGAACUUACACCGGCAUGGAACAAUUUGGCGAUAUUCAAAAUCAUGUUUUCUCGACCCCUUGAUCACUAGUAUUUAUAUUUUGAUAAAGCCAUUCUUAAGGUAGUAGUAGUUGUAAUCUUCGAAAUCACUAAUUACAAUUACGAGUUUGAAUCACUGAUCUGCUGUUGUUCCAGAUACAAUACUGUAUUUGUUUUAUUGGGCAUGAGAACAAUAAAACAAUGGAGACCAAUUCCAAGAGUUCAUUCCGCGAUGUUCGCAUUCCGCAUGCGCAGUAUUGUGGGGAAUUUCCACUGAGUGACACAUGAGUAUGGAUUAAACACCGGUACUUUUGUAGAUCACACACACAUAUGGUUGUCUGUAUAGAUGGCAGAACGUGUAAUACACAACUACAUAGCCGGGGCUUUGGGAGGCACCAUCGGACUCUUUGCUGGCUACCCUCUUGAUACAACCAAGGUGCAGUUGCAGACAUGUUCCAAACUGAGUAAUAGUCAGAUCGGAGGCCUUAUCGAAGCCGCUCGUAAAAUACAUAAUCAUGGAGGAUGGGUACGAGGGUUUUAUCGUGGUCUGUCAUGGCCCAUGUUCUCUUACGGCAUCACGUACAGCGUCUUCUUUGGUGUCCAAGGUAACGUCCUGAAGAGGCUGGAGACAAACAAGGACAGGCGAUCAGAUUGCUAUUUUAAGAUAUUCCUGUCAGGAUGUGCUGGUGGUGCUGCACAACUUAUUCCGGUCAUUCCGACAGAUUACAUCAAGGUCGUUCUUCAGUCUCAGAUUCCAAAUGCAACGGCAGAGCUAGGAACAGCUACAGCGGGUGGCGCUGUGAUUGCUGCGAAAAGAACGUGUUUCAAUGGCCCACUUGACUGCGCAUGGCACGUGUACAAGAAGGAAGGUUUGCUGGGAUUCUACAAAGGUUCCCAUGUAGUUAUGUGUCGGGAUAUUCCCUCGUAUGGCAUGUACAGUCUAACCUACCAAUACCUCAGUAACAAACUCAAGGAGAAGGGCUGGACAGACUCGCGCGGAAUAAUGGCCGACAUGAUCGGGGGUGGCUGUGCUGGAAGUUUUACCUGGUUCCUCAUCAUGCCAUUUGACGUCGUAAAGAGUCGAUACCAAGCCGACCUGAAGGGCGAGUUCAGGAGCCCUCUGGACUGCGCAAUAAAGAGUUACCAAAGAGAAGGCUACAGGGUGUUUUAUAGGGGAGUGCUAGUGACGUGUUUACGUAGUUUACCGGUGGAUGCUACCGCGUUCAUGAUAUACGCACAGACUAUGAGAUACCUUGAAGGUGUUCGUGACUGAUACAUAUAUUAUAGACGAUGACCAACAUUCAGUCCCAGUCCCUCCAUAGAGGAACACACAGCUUAUUUCCAGCAGCAUUAAUACGUGGUUAGCGUUACAUGUUUGGCAAUGCCUCAUCUCGAUGUACAUAUAUACAAACAAGUGGAUUAUGACGACAAAGCGUCAGCUGUGUUCAGUAAUGCUUUUUAUCAUACUGUGAAUUUCCAAAAUCUAACUAUGCACAAGCGUUUGUUUCUGGUAAGUAUUUAUAGAAAAAAUUGUAGCCCCUACUAUAUCAACAAGGUGUAACACUUGAAAAUUGGGAAGUGGGGGUGAGCAAUCCGACAAAGAUAUCAAAUGCGCACAAACUUCAGUAACGUACCUUGGUGUAGAAUCUUUAAAUAUCAAUGCAUGUUAUUAUUUCUUAUUUUCUUGUGACAAUGAGAAAACUGACCAAAAGCGUUCGUGAUAGCCGACGAUGCAUCGAUUGUGGAACGGAAGUAGGCUAUAUAAUUUAGAGUGGUUUUGCAAGGGGCAAUAUGAUUGGUCGACAGCUCUGUAAACAAUGCUAACUAUAAUUGUCGAUCAAUAGACUGUCCGUUGUAAAACAGCUCUAAGAUAAGUAGUCUACUUCCGUUCCAGAGCCGAUGUAUCGCCCAAUCUUCAAGUGUUACACACUAUUGAUACAGUAGGAGUAUGGGGCUAAAAAUGGUAUCAAUACUUCUAGUUACCAGAAGCAGUCGCCUGUGGUCUAUGCACUGGCGCACGAUUGAUGAAAUCACAGAAAAAAGGCAGACAUGCGACAUUGCGCAAGGAAGUGUCCCGGAACUGGCAAAAGUUAGUAACACCGACACGGUGUACAUUUAUUUGGUAUUUUAACAUCAGUUGCGCAAUUAAGAAAGUUGUAAGUGGACACGUGAAGUCAUAACGGGACAGAGGAUUUAAUAGGAUCAUAAUUACAAGGAGACUCCGUCGGAGCAGGGAGAGGAAUGAAUCAUUAUUUAACACUGCCAACACCUGCAUUUCAUUGGUAAUUUAACCACUGGUGUCAAUUUAUACAAUCCUGUGGAUUGGAUUUUUGUCCCUUUUCCAACGUUAAAUGCUAAUAUGUCACGCUGUCACGAUAACUAUUGUAUUUUGCCUAUUGUUCUACUACCCAAUAACGUGGAUCUUGUCACCUAUUGCUGUCGACGUUCGACCGACGUCUUGGGUAAAUAAUCAUGUACGACUUCUCCUCAUGAACCAUCUGUCGGAUUUUGAUCAGUCGAUUGUGUGUUGAGAACCAGGAUCUAUCAUUAAUUACUAGUAUACCUCCAAGGAUGUGAAUGCCGGGGGUAUACAAGUCACUUAGUGCAAAACAUGAGGAUAGAAAAUUUAAUCAAGAAAGAAUUAUACCGAGAAAUCAGCGAUUCAUCACCAUAGCUUAAUUAUUUUCAAAGCACUAAUAUACAUUCCAAUUGUAUGUUGUGUUUUAAGAUAUAGAUUUUUGUUUGUUUCUUUAAUGUUUUUACAUAUCGUACAGACGAUCUGGAUAGUUCCAUUACUGUCUGGCUUCAUAGUGACAAUAUAACUGUUUCUCACUACCUCACUGAACACCUUGGAGGGGGAAUUAAUUAACUUAUGUAAUAUGUUGUCUUUGGUGGGUCUAUGAUGACUUGCACGAGUGCAUUGCUUUUAGUGCGAAUUAAGAAACAGUAAAAAGACAAGAGAAUAGAAAAGCUGGCAGUCUCUUAGUUAAUAAAUUCUUUAAGAGGACAUACACAUUUUUCAACAUUAUAAAGCUAAAUUUUAUUUAUUAGUUUGAUAUUCUAGAGAUCGGGGACAGGCUAGGGAGAGAAUAGCAUUCAGAGACAGACAGACAGACAGACAGACAGACGUAUUACAUACUAAGUAGACAUCAUGAUAAUCUUUCAGUUUCAUGUGAGGAAAGUAGUUGAAUAAAGUAGUGUUGUUCAGCAUGUUUUCAUUGUUCUGAUUAUCGCUUUCUUUUCGCUUUCAAUUUUACUUUUCAUCUUGCCAAGAAUGUCCGCAAUGACGUAGACAUUGAAUUUAUUGAGAUGGGAUGCAGUGUCAUAGUUUUUGUGUCGUUGUAAUUCGUCUGAUUAAUAGUACAGAUACAUACAUCUCUGGUGUUAUCAUGUGUGGGACCACUGCCAAACACAGCCUGCCCAGCACGGCAUUAGUAAGUUGGUUUUAUUUAUUUAUAUUGUGUUGAUGAUCUAUGAGAUCAUUAAUGGUGCCGUCCUAAAAUAUGGCUAAUAUUUAGUCAUUCUAAUCGGCAUAAUAACUUUUGUGAAAAUUUUAUUGUACCAAAAUUUAAGAUAAUGUUUUUUCUUUGAUAUGCUUGGUUUUUUAUUGACGAAUUGUUGUAAACCAAUAAAAUGGAUUUACUGUUA
This is a messenger RNA of Pecten maximus, 3681 nucleotides long. RefSeq names its product solute carrier family 25 member 45-like. The transcript is spliced from 5 exons. The record is from RefSeq and is a predicted model, not a curated record. Gene Ontology annotation, molecular function: high-affinity L-arginine transmembrane transporter activity. NCBI's taxonomy places the organism in Eukaryota, Metazoa, Mollusca, Bivalvia, Pectinida, Pectinidae. Gene Ontology annotation, biological process: mitochondrial L-ornithine transmembrane transport. Gene Ontology annotation, cellular component: mitochondrion. Bases 380 to 1306 code for a protein of 308 amino acids.